Aspergillus ruber CBS 135680 is the source of this 2547-nucleotide messenger RNA. RefSeq names its product FTFMHR domain-containing protein. Gene Ontology annotation, molecular function: zinc ion binding; RNA polymerase II cis-regulatory region sequence-specific DNA binding; DNA-binding transcription factor activity, RNA polymerase II-specific. Gene Ontology annotation, biological process: DNA-templated transcription; regulation of transcription by RNA polymerase II. NCBI's taxonomy places the organism in Eukaryota, Fungi, Ascomycota, Eurotiomycetes, Eurotiales, Aspergillaceae. The coding region runs from base 1 to 2547 and encodes 848 amino acids. The transcript is spliced from 3 exons. Gene Ontology annotation, cellular component: chromatin. The record is from RefSeq and is a predicted model, not a curated record.
AUGGUGUUGAAAAAGUGUACCAUUUGUGAUCGCCGGUUCAAGAAGACGGAGCAUUUCAAGCGCCAUGAACGGUCGCAUACGAACGAGCGUCCGUACGAGUGCAAUGUCUGCCAUAAACGGUUUUCGCGGAGUGAUGUCCUGAGCCGCCAUGCCAAAGGGCAUAAUCCUCAAAACGCAAAUGUACCGGGAAGGAAACCCUCCGCAACUUCUGACCGCCGCCCCUCGACCAUUACCGGAACCUCGUCCACCAUUGCUCUGGAUGAUAAUGGUCAACAAUUACCCCAUAGCAAACCGGUGGAAGGUGCAAGUCAGUUUGCGAAUGCAGCGGUUACGCCCCAGGGACUACCUCCUCUAUCAGCGGCAAUAGCCAUCCCGCCUUCACCCCUUGACUUUCUAACAGAUAUCUCGACUCAUCAACAUGCGCGUACCGAGUCAGACUCCAAUCCAAUGAUGGUGGAUAACAGACAAGCUUAUAUUCCUUGGAAUGGGGAAACACCGGCCGGACAGCACACCCACAAUGAAGCCAUGUUUGGCACCAUGCCCAAUGAUAUCAUGCAGCUGUGGUUGGAACCACGUGGGGAUGCAAGUUCCCAGCAUGGCUCAUUAGAUCUAAUGCAGGACCCUAAUCCCGGUCUUUUUGAGAAUAACUUCUCGCUAUAUCCCGACCGUCAAUACAAACCGUCCGUCGACACCGUCAAUUUCGAAGAUAUCCCCAAUGAGCGCUUUGCUAAAGUGCAACGCUUUUGGCUUGCACCAUCCAAUGCAGGGAGACGGCCGAUGAAUAGUUUGUGGAGGGACGUGGCUUGCAGCGAUCUGGAAAACAUAUUUACAACGCCUACUGUAAACCUGCUCGAUGAUCACUCUGAUAGACUCCAAGGCUCGCGGUAUGGGUUGGAUGAGCAGUGCAAACAGCGUCUUCAGGCGGCUUUUGGCCAAUUGCCCACUCGGGUGCAUCCAAACAAUCCUCUCUCGUCAACAUCUUUGGAUUCUACUCUGCGCUCCCUCCCAUGCUUUCCUCCCGCAGAAGUCUUGGACAUGGCGCUCGAUCUUUACUUCCGCAACUUUCACCCGCUCAUGCCGUUCGUUCAUAUCCCUACAUUCUCAGCCAAAAAAACACGACUUCCGCCACUCUAUGUAAUGUGCCUUAUUGGCAUGAUAAUGCUGGACACGAGAGGAACGACAAACUUUGUGAUCAAGAAUUUCCCCUUCGUCCUUGGGAGAAUAACAGCGGAACUGGGAAGAUGCUCUAGUGGAUUCGAGUCCCCGUUGGAAACGAUUUCUACAUAUGCGACUGCUCUUCUUUUCCUUAAUCUUGCUGCAAUGACCGGAGAAAAGGAACACCUCGAACAAUGCCAGAUCCUAUACGUCAAUCUACUCUCUAUAGCACAGAGGGACGGGUUUUUUUCAGCAACCGAGGGCCAGAUCUUGGAUACGAGUCUGUUUGAGUCGAUCGUCGACAUGGAUACCCGGUGGAAAGCUUGGAGUAAAGUGGAAUCCACGAAGCGGUUGAUCAUGGGGCUGUUGACUCUGGACUCUUGGUAUUCUUCAUUUUUGAAUACGAGUCCCAUUGUUGUCCCAGAUUCAAUCCAGUUCAUUCUCCCAUGCAAUGAAGCGCUUUUCCAGGCAUACAACCCGACGCGCUGGAUACAGCUAGUUCAAAGUGGAAAACGGAUAUUGGCGCCGACAGUGAUGGCUCCAUCAGAGGUUAUUAAUCUUCCAACAUUUGACAGCCCCAUUGAAGAUUUCAGUAUGCAUGGCAUACUGGCCACAAUCCAGCUACGAAUUUCAGGCGCUUAUCAUCGCCUCCUAUCCAAUCGGGCUAGCUACCCAUUUGCACCCUGCCACACAUACGCAAUGGACGGUCGAGCCAGGUGCUUGCCCUCCCUGCAGCUUCAGGCUGUGCGCAAAUACGGCGAAGCACUGGAACAACUAAAUCCCAACGCUGCUGUUAUGUGGCACAACAUGUGCAUGAUGCUCACCGCAGAUAUCCAAAUAUUCCACAUGGCUGCAGGCCGUGCAGGUCCAGGCCCAGCCCGCCAGGCACUCGACGAUAUCGCCGCUUGGUCGCAAACACCAGCAGCCCGGAGAGCAUGUUUACAUGCAGCACAUGUUUACAAAGCGAUGAUCAAUCGCAAAGCAUCAGAUCAUACCACCUUUCAUACGGUCUUCUCCCUCUUCUCAGCCGCCCUUGUCCUGGGCUUGUAUACAUUCAUGGUGCCCAAUUCGCCCGAGUCAUCACACGGAACCACAUCAAUCGAGUUGCUGGAUGACAUCGAUUGGCAAAAGGUGGGGACGGAGGGGUUCACCAGCUACAUGGAACCGCGAGGCAGCUUGGCAGUCUCAGCUACUGAUGAUCCUGCGGUAAGCUUCAUCCAGAACGGGGGCACAGUAUACCUUCGCGGGAUACCCUUCCAAGGCGGGUAUCAGUCCGCUCGACGCAUUCUGCUGGACUAUGCUGGUCUUUUGAAAGAUACGGGGAAGUGGAGCGUGCGAAAGUUUUCGUAUGUACUUCAUAUCAUGAGUGACGUUCUUAUGGAUGUUGAAUGA